Pan troglodytes (chimpanzee) is the source of this 2172-nucleotide messenger RNA. It is a transcript of the gene CSNK2B, whose product is annotated as casein kinase 2 beta. The transcript is spliced from 7 exons. The record is from RefSeq and is a predicted model, not a curated record. The coding region runs from base 1384 to 2031 and encodes 215 amino acids. Gene Ontology annotation, cellular component: cytoplasm; protein kinase CK2 complex. Gene Ontology annotation, molecular function: protein kinase regulator activity. NCBI's taxonomy places the organism in Eukaryota, Metazoa, Chordata, Mammalia, Primates, Hominidae.
ACAUAACGCCCCCACAAUGCCCUUCGCCUUCCUCAACGUGGCCCCCGCUCCAAGCCCAUUUUCUGGAGCCAGGAAUCCACUCUGUGGGUUAGGAAAGGCCCUCAGGAGGCGGAGGGAAACCUGUGGAAUGCCGAGAAGCCGUGUAAUGAAAUAACGUCACGCCUGCCCCUCACCAUUACUCUGACCAGGGUUCGAAGGUCACACUUAGAGCCUAAGGGGAAAUGGAGAAGUGCAAAGGGACGAGCAGAAUGGCUGGCACCACCUCAGGUUAGCGCACUGGGACGUUCCAGUUCUCACACCGCCCAGCCCAGCCCAGCCCAGCCCAGCCCACCCCACCCAAGUCCCUACGCACAGAGCCAAGCCGCACCUCUCCCCUCAUGAGGCAGGAGCCCGGAGGAAACAGUAUACCCGUCAAGGGUCUCUGGCGGGACUGAUUCGCACUAGGGGCCCAACAGGCAAUAAGGACCCAGCGGAUUGGCCGAGGAUAGGCCAGUCCCCUGGGCAGCAGCGCCGCGCCGGGACUAGAGGGGAACGUGAGGAGAGCUGCGGAAAGGGAUCCAGCCUCGCUCCCUCCUUUCCCCGCCCUAAGUCAGCCUCUUCACCCAGAGAGCACAAAACUGUAUUGCCCAGACUCCCGGGCCCCAAACGCCAUACCUGGCUUCCGCUUCCGGUGGCUUCUCGUUGUGCCCCGCCCGCAAGCGCCCUCCUCUGGGGCUUCGUGACAGCCAGGUCGUGCGCGGGUCAUCCUGGGAUUGGUAGUUCGCUUUCUCUCAUUUAGCCAGUUUCUUUCUCUACCGGGGACUCCGUGUCCCGGCAUCCACCGCGGCACCUGACCCUUGGCGCUUGCGUGUUGCCCUCUUCCCCACCCUCCCUAAUUUCCACUCCCCCCACCCCACUUCGCCUGCCGCGGUCGGGUCCGCGGCCUGCGCUGUAGUGGUCGCCGCCGUUCCCUGGAAGUAGCAACUUCCCUACCCCACCCCAGUCCUGGUCCCCGUCCAGCCGGUGAGUCUGAAGUCGUCGCUGCUCCGAGUCCCUUGUCGCUGGGAGCGGCACAUGGGGUCUCCGGACUUUGAUGUGGGGGCGGGGGAGGAAGCGACCAGGUCCGGCACGAAGGAGGGAGAGGUGGCCUGAGGAGCGGAGGGGGGAUGUGUGGAUUCCGGUGAAAGGGACCUGACAAUCGCCCCCAACCCGUGAGAAAAGGAGGAGCCCGGUUCUUGCUUGAGAAUGAUAAACUUGGAAACCCUUGGGAAAGGCGUCGGGGUCAUGCAGAGACUUGCAUUGGUAGGGAGCCUGAGUCGAGGUCCCUGCCGGAGUUGACACAGAGGAGAGAGGGCCCUGGCCUUCGGGAGCUCCAGGGAUGUGGGUCGGGCUGCUGACGUGAAGAUGAGCAGCUCAGAGGAGGUGUCCUGGAUUUCCUGGUUCUGUGGGCUCCGUGGCAAUGAAUUCUUCUGUGAAGUGGAUGAAGACUACAUCCAGGACAAAUUUAAUCUUACUGGACUCAAUGAGCAGGUCCCUCACUAUCGACAAGCUCUAGACAUGAUCUUGGACCUGGAGCCUGAUGAAGAACUGGAAGACAACCCCAACCAGAGUGACCUGAUUGAGCAGGCAGCCGAGAUGCUUUAUGGAUUGAUCCACGCCCGCUACAUCCUUACCAACCGUGGCAUCGCCCAGAUGUUGGAGAAGUACCAGCAAGGAGACUUUGGUUACUGUCCUCGUGUGUACUGUGAGAACCAGCCAAUGCUUCCCAUUGGCCUUUCAGACAUCCCAGGUGAAGCCAUGGUGAAGCUCUACUGCCCCAAGUGCAUGGAUGUGUACACACCCAAGUCAUCAAGACACCAUCACACGGAUGGCGCCUACUUCGGCACUGGUUUCCCUCACAUGCUCUUCAUGGUGCAUCCCGAGUACCGGCCCAAGAGACCUGCCAACCAGUUUGUGCCCAGGCUCUACGGUUUCAAGAUCCAUCCGAUGGCCUACCAGCUGCAGCUCCAAGCCGCCAGCAACUUCAAGAGCCCAGUCAAGACGAUUCGCUGAUUCCCUCCCCCACCUGUCCUGCAGUCUUUGACUCUUCCUUUCUUUUUUGCCACCCUUUCAGGAACCCUGUAUGGUUUUUAGUUUAAAUUAAAGGAGUCGUUAUUGUGGUGGGAAUAUGAAAUAAAGUAGAAGAAAAGGCCA